Molecule: messenger RNA, 2551 nt
Organism: Acomys russatus (golden spiny mouse)
Lineage: Eukaryota; Metazoa; Chordata; Mammalia; Rodentia; Muridae
Gene: Dnaaf1
Product: dynein axonemal assembly factor 1
Biological process (GO): cilium assembly
Cellular component (GO): axoneme
Molecular function (GO): protein binding; dynein complex binding
Source: RefSeq, a predicted model, not a curated record
CUGCCUGCACGCGCGGCCGCCGCCCCAGACUCCGCAGGUCUGUUACCCACGUGAUCCACGCACGCACCCGGGUGGAGCCCCCGCUAGGCCCGCCCUCGGCGGGCAUAACCGACUGCGCGUGCGCACUGGUUGCCGCGGCAACCGGGGAAGCGUUGGCCAGCCAACAACCGUAGCGCUGAAGCUGAGCAGCCGGGCAAGAAGCGAGCAUGCAUCCCGAGGCCUCAGAGCCGCCAGGGGACAGCGCGGUGGAGUCCAGACUGGAGGAGUCGGCAAGUGAUCACGGCGACGCGGGCCCGACGGUCUGCAAAGAAGAAAUUAAUGAGACCAAGGAAACAUGUGUGAGUCCUUCUACGACAUUCUGCCAAAGUCAGCAGCAACAGAGUGGCGACAGAGGGUCAGAUGGUCACUUCGCUAUUACAAGAAAUGACAGAGAUAAUGGGAGCCCCAGGAUGACUAAACAGUUCCUCCAAAAGCUCUGCAAGCAACACAAGCUGUACAUCACCCCUGCCCUGAACGACACGCUGUAUUUACACUUUAAGGGCUUUGACCGCAUUGAGAAUCUGGAGGAGUACACAGGCCUGCGCUGCCUCUGGCUGGAGUGCAAUGGCAUCCAGAGGAUUGAGAACCUGCAGGCCCAGAGUGAGCUGCGCUGCCUCUUCCUGCAAGUGAACCUGUUGCAUAAGAUCGAGAACCUGGAGCCACUGCAGAAGCUGGACGCCCUGAACCUGAGCAACAACUACAUUAAGACCAUCGAGAACCUCUCCUGCCUCCCUGUCCUGAACACACUGCAAAUGGCCCACAACCGCCUGGAGACUGUGGCAGACAUUGAGCACCUCAGGGAGUGUCUGCAGCUCUGUGUCCUUGACCUCUCCCAUAACAUACUGAGUGACCCCGAGAUCCUGAGUGUGCUCGAGAGCAUGCCCUGUCUGCGUGUGCUGAACCUGAUGGGAAACGCAGUGACCAAAAAUAUCCCAAAUUACCGCAGGACAGUUACCGUUCGUCUGAAGCACUUGACUUAUCUGGAUGACAGGCCAAUUUUCCCCAAAGACAGGGCGUGCGCAGAGGCAUGGGCCCGAGGGGGAUAUGCAGCUGAGAAGGAAGAGCGGCGCCAGUGGGAGAACAGGGAACACAAGAAGAUAACAGACAGCCUGGAAGCCUUGGCCAUGAUCAAGCGGCGGGCUGAGGAACGGAAGAAGGCCAGAGCCAGAGGGGAGACACCCCUGCCUGACAGUGAGGAGAUUCCCCCCGCCAGCCCGGAGGCUCAGGAAGAGCCAUGCAUGGGGGAAACCCAGCAGAAGAUGUUGUUUUUUGUGAAGGAGAGCUUUGAAGCCAAAGAUGAACUGUUCCCAGAGAAGCCAGGUAGGGAAAAGCAGCUGCCUGUGGUGGUGAGGAGCGGGACAGUGGAAGAUCAGUCUGGGAGCCUGGCUUAUACUCAGACACCCAUGGUGGUCACCACUGAAGAGUCUACACCCCGAGUGGCAUCUACCGAUGGGGCCAGAACAGAAGACACAGAGGCCACUGCCCUGGAGACCAAGGAGAGGCUUUUUAUCGCUGAUCUGCCCGACUUGGAGGAUGUUGAUGGCACUGACAUGUCUGUGGAAGAUGAGACCAAGGAAACCAGCAUCCCGAAAAUCCAGGCCAUUUCCAGCUUGAGUGAUGACAGUGACCUCGCACUGGAUGACUGUCCCCUCUCUGUUGGCAACACAGAUGUGCUCUCACACAUAUUUGCAGUCUCCAAGGACCCCUCGAAGACUGCCUGGGUGCCUUUCUCAGACAUAUGUAAGCCAACAGCAACAACGGAGUUGGAAACCCAAGGUCAAGACUCCAGCAGCACCUCUGCACGACCCCUCAUCCAGGAGCUGGGAGAGGGAGAGUCAAACCAGUCACUGCCACCCCAAACUUACCCAAGUGACCCUGCACUUGCCCAGUCUCGUGAAGAUGGAGACAGCCAGCAGCUUGCAGACAUUCCACUAGGAGCCGGAGCUGAGAACGAAGCACGGUCUUCAUUGGCAGAGCCCCACAUCAGUGUACGCCUGGAAGAUAUUGAACUUGACGUGGACUGAACCCCAAGGCGGUCUACACUUAGGCUAGCAGUGAAGUGGAUGCAGGGCACCCUUUCCUGCGCAUUGCUGAUAUACACUCUGGAACCCUGCAUGGCAGGAACUGUGCAGCCACACCUAUGUGCCUUGUACCCAAUGCAUCUGUUCCCCCUGGUUACAGAUCCCCCGAGUAUAUAAACAUUUUAAGACCCACACAAGUCAGCAGGUUACUGGGCUGCCAAUCAGGCUCUUCCUAUGAGGUCAGAAACCUAAUCGCAUUGUGCUAUCAAAUGUAUGUGUGUCCCCAGGGCAGAAGGAGUGGCGCUUCACACAGCAGACACAUGUGCUCUGCCCACAUGACCAUCCAGCUCAUGGCCACUGGACACGUUUAUUCAGUCCUUGAGCCAGUGCCAAAGUGUCAACUCCUACAGAACCUAUGUGGACUGUUGGACAGACAACCCACAACAGUAGCUGCUGACCCACUGUGCCACUGCAGGAGGCAGGCAAGGCCU